ACAGCUUGGAUGCUCUAUAUUCAGGUUGCUUUGUAUAAAGCUAAAACAACGUGUAUUUGGGUAAUUUGUAUGUUCUAUCAACUUCAUUUUUUGGAAUACAUACCAUUACCAACUAUCGAAUCAAUGUCAGCACCAUGGAGGCCUGCAGCCUGUCCACCAGGACUGGAAUAUUUGACACUGAUUGAUCAACUGCUUAUUCAUCAACAAACAAAGCUUAUUGAAAUUCUUCUAGGCUGCAAGAGUAACAACAAAUAUCAAAUUAAAAACAGUUUAGGACAAAAGGUAUUUUUUGCGGUGGAAGAAAACGACUGCUGUACCCGAAACUGGUGUGGGCCCCUGCGUCCCUUUACCAUAAAGGUCCUGGAUAAUUAUGGCCAAGAAGUUUUAACCCUGAGCAGACCUUUGAAAUGUGGUAGCUGCUGCUGUCCCUGUUGUCUUCAAGAGUUAGAAGUGCAAGCCCCGCUAGGCAAUCCAAUUGGUUACAUCAGUCAAGACUGGCAUCCCUUAAAACCUAAAUUCACCAUUCAGAAUGAAAGAAAGGAGCCUGUCCUGAAACUUGAGGGCCCAGGUCCUGAUUGCAUAUGCUGCUCUGAUAUUAUCUUUGAGGUGAAAUCUGUUGAUGACACUCAUGUAGUUGGCAAAGUCUGCAAGCAAUGGAGUGGCUUUCUUAGGAAGACAUUUACUGAUGCCGAUAACUUUGGAAUACAGUUCCCUAUGGACCUGGAUGUUAAAAUAAAAGCAGUAAUGAUUGGAGCAUGCUUCCUCAUUGACUUCAUGUACUUUGAAGAAAAAUGAUGACCAAGGUUAACCAUCAUUCUGUAUGUGAGAGUCAAGGCUGUGGACCCACUGCAUCCAUGUUCCUUUUGGGGGCAUCUAUUUGAGUUCCACAAGAAGAAAACAGAAGACAUUUAUCUCUAAAAAGUUACCACAUGGUUUUUAACUUGAAUAGCUAUUACAUCUCUUUUUUUUUUUUUUUUUUAAUUAGUAAUGUAUGUUUCUCGUUUUUUUAAAGGGACAAACAAAUCUAAUACAGUGUAUAAUUGUAUACAACUAUGGCCAAAGUUUUGCAUAUUUUCCUUUAUAAAGUCAAAACCUGCUGAAUAAUGUUAUGUU
Polyodon spathula (Mississippi paddlefish) is the source of this 1113-nucleotide messenger RNA. Its product is annotated as phospholipid scramblase 2-like. Gene Ontology annotation, biological process: plasma membrane phospholipid scrambling. Gene Ontology annotation, cellular component: plasma membrane. The coding region runs from base 10 to 795 and encodes 261 amino acids. Gene Ontology annotation, molecular function: phospholipid scramblase activity. The transcript has 7 exons. Lineage: Eukaryota; Metazoa; Chordata; Actinopteri; Acipenseriformes; Polyodontidae. The record is from RefSeq and is a predicted model, not a curated record.